GUCCAGUAGGAGAACACCUGUCUCCAACCAACACCCAUGUGACGUUGCCGUCUGGUAUAAGUGAAGGUAAGCUAUGGAUUUAAAAAAACUUAUUGACAUGGAAAUCAUCAACAACUAUUUAAUACUAAUUGUACAUACUUCUAGGUCCAGUAGGAGAACACCUGUCUCCAACCAACACCCAUGUGACGUUGCCGUCUGGUAUAAGUGAAGGUAAGCUAUGGAUUUAAAAAACUUAUUGACAUGGAAAUCAUCAACAACUAUUUAAUACUAAUUGUACAUACUUCUAGGUCCAGUAGGAGAACACCUGUCUCCAACCAACACCCAUGUGACGUUGCCGUCUGGUAUAAGUGAAGGUAAGCUAUGGAUUUAAAAAACUUAUUGACAUGGAAAUCAUCAACAACUAUUUAUUACUAACGAUACAUACUUGCUGUAGGUCCAGUAGGGGAACAACCGUCUCCAAGCAACACCCAUGUGACGUUGGCAUCUGGUAUAAGUGAAGGUAAUGUCAGUAUGACAAAAGUAUUCAAUCAAUUGUAAAGAUAUUGUAAAACAUAUUUAUAAUAUAGCGUUUGUAAAUUCUGAACGCUGAUUGGCUACGAGCCAUGCUGACAUAACUCUUUUUCAACACGAAACAUUUCCCGCCGUUCCUUAGUUAAAUUCAAAAGCGUAUUCCCCAAAUUUGUGCUAUAUUAUAUAAAAAAAUAUAAAACCUGUUUCCGUUUUGAUAUACAGUUAUAUCAGCACUCGUGGAAAUUGGGAAAACUCGAAAUUGUGUGAAAGCACUCCGCCCUCCAGGCGUCGAGUUUCCACACAAUUUCUCGUUUUUCCAAUUUCCACUCGUGUUGAUAUAACUGUAUACCAACACGGAAAAUGUUUAUAUUUGUUAAAUGUCAACGGCAUAUUUAAUAAAAUAUCACAAACGUCUCUUACCAAUCAUUCAAAAAUUAUUUUAGAACAAUUAUCAAGCCAAUUUACCACCUAAGAGGGAAGGCAUACAAGAUGAUUUCAAAGCUCUUCUGCCUACCAUCAAAGUCAAGCUUGCUGAAAUGGGUAUCAAAAUUACCAAACACCCUGGUUUUACAAAAUCUGUCCUCGAUGCCAUUGCAGAUACAAAAUGA
This is a messenger RNA of Paramuricea clavata, 1118 nucleotides long. NCBI's taxonomy places the organism in Eukaryota, Metazoa, Cnidaria, Anthozoa, Malacalcyonacea, Plexauridae. The record is from the annotation of a GenBank genome assembly.